Molecule: messenger RNA, 2455 nt
Organism: Eurypyga helias (sunbittern)
Lineage: Eukaryota; Metazoa; Chordata; Aves; Eurypygiformes; Eurypygidae
Gene: LRRC49
Product: leucine rich repeat containing 49
Exons: 16
Molecular function (GO): protein binding
Source: RefSeq, a predicted model, not a curated record
GUUAAUAAUUGUGGCCUUCAGCUGGUUAUCCACACCUCCUCAAUACCAGAUAAAAGCAAACCAUUUGAAUUCAGAAUCAACAAAGAACAGUCAUCUUUCCACAAUAGGCUUCUGCAGCAUGAUCUGGAAAAGAACUAUUCAGGAAGGCAAGGAGACCAAAGAGUAUUGAGUCCUUUGGUGCGUAAUAAGCAGAUAUAUCUUCCAGUACCAUCCAGUCUGACGGAACUUUCUGGUUUGGAGUUGAAGCAGAACACAGGUUCUUUAUCAGGAUUUGGCGACUCUUCUAUUCACACACCUACAAAGUCCAGGUCCCGACAAAGCAGCCACAAUAUUAGUUCACAUGCUUCAGAUAACACAAGCUUUGGGAGCAGUUCAUUAACAACAUUUCCUGUAUUGCAACGUACUGCUGAAGAAAAGAUACUGAACUCUGACAGACUUACCCUGGAAAGGCAAAAGCUGACAGUGUGCCCAGUUAUUGAUGGGGAAGAUCACCUUCGCCUUUUGAAUUUCCAGCAUAACUUUAUAACCCGGAUCCAAAAUAUUUCGAAUCUGCAGCAUCUUGUUUUCUUAGAUUUAUACGAUAAUCAGAUAGAGGAAAUAAGCGGGCUUUCAACUCUGAGGUCCCUAAGAGUCCUUCUGUUGGGAAAGAACAGAAUAAAGAAGAUCUCAAAUCUGGAGAACCUAAAACAUCUUGAUGUUUUAGAUCUUCAUGGAAAUCAGAUUACUAAAAUUGAAAACAUCAGUCAUUUGAGUGAACUGAGAGUGUUAAACCUUGCCAGAAACCUACUAACAAUUGUAGAAAACCUGAACGGACUGGAUUCACUCGCAGAGCUCAACCUGCGUCAUAACCAAGUCUCUGCUAUAAAAGAUGUGGAUACUUUGCCCUGUCUCCAACGUCUCUUCCUCAGCUUCAACAAUAUAUCUAGUUUUGAGGAUAUUCUGUGCCUUGCUGAUUCCUCAUCUUUGUCAGAUAUCACCCUUGAUGGCAAUCCAAUAGCUCAGGAGACAUGGUACAAACACACUGUUCUCCAUCAUAUGAUGCAGCUCCGACAGCUAGAUAUGAAGAGAAUCACAGAAGAAGAAAGACGUAUGGCAUCUGUUGCAGCAAGAAAAGAGGAAGAAAGGAAGCGUGAAAGCCAUAAACAGACCUUGCUUAAGGAAAAGAAACGGUUAACCAUUUGUAAUAUUGCUCGUCAGUGGGAGAUACAGCAAAAUCGAACAGCUCUUGUGGCUUCUUUAAACCAAGAUAAAGAUAAUGAGCCCUGUCAGAUCAAUGGCAGUGCUGCAUAUGUAUUUCCUGAAGAAAGCAGGUCCCUUGAUACAAUACUGAGCAGUGCAGUACAAGGCUUGUCUGUUCUGGAGUCUCAUUUAGUAGAAGUGGAAGGAGACACCCUUUCCUUGUAUGGUGCUGGAGCGCUGGAGUGCCUGGAUCGAAACUGGAGUGUUCAAACAGCUGGAAUUAUUGCCACAGUCUCCUUUAUGUUCAUAGAAUUUGAUGAAAUUGUUCAAGUGUUAACAAAACUGAAGAUAAAAUUUCCUAAUUCUGUGCACCUGAAGUUUAAGGAGACAAAUCUUGUGACGCUGCAGCAAUUCAAUGCAUUAGCCCAGAUGCAUCGCAUUGAACAGUUGACAGUUGAUCCUCAGGGAAAUCCAGUUGUCAGCUUUACUUUGUGGAAGUACUAUGUUCUGUUUAGACUGAACCAUUUUAAUCUACAGAAGAUAAAUGGAGUAAAGGUUACUGAAAAUGAUAUUGUGAUGGGAGAAAGGCUCUUUGGCAUUCUGGCUUAUGUAGCAUCUUCUGAGCUGCCCCAUUACCGCAUGCUUUCAUUAUUUGGAGAAUCCAGGAGGAAGCAAUUCCAUGAUCUGCUGGAGGGAAAGGGAAAGAAGCCUGGGAUUGGAAGUGAGGAAAGCAGUGACAACAGAAGGAAUGGCGGCGAAAGCACAACUCGAGCAAUGUUGACUUACGCAACAAAGGACUUUCAUAUGGAAAAGCUUGAGGAAAUCAAGGAAAGAAAAACAUUUUGCCAGACAUACGUUGAGAACUUAGUGCAAGAAGCAGCUGACAUCAAUAUGAAGAAUGAGUCGUUGCAGAAGCUCUGGCCUCAAAUGUUCAUUGAGCUUGUCAGAGAUGCAGUGAUAGAAAUACGCAAUAAAAAUUCCUACAUGAAGCUCUGCUUACAGCGGAUCACUGAUCAAAAACAGUAGAGUCAAGGCUUGUUGUCUUGCUAGCUUUUGGUUUCAGUGUUCUGUGAUGUUUUACGAACCUAAAACAAUAGCAUAUAAAAUUGCCAUCACUAUGGCAUAAUUCACUCCCCCUCCUUCCCCCUGCCAAAGGAAUGCCUUUAAAUCUUAAUUAACUCUUGGUAGUUUUGGAGUAAAAGCUACUCACAUUUUGCUUUAACGAUGCUUCCUUGGCUGAAGUGAUGAGAUAGCAUAGAAGUAACUUGGUGAUUGU